This is a messenger RNA of Neogale vison (American mink), 1140 nucleotides long. It is a transcript of the gene GNA15, whose product is annotated as G protein subunit alpha 15. Gene Ontology annotation, biological process: action potential; adenylate cyclase-modulating G protein-coupled receptor signaling pathway; phospholipase C-activating dopamine receptor signaling pathway. The record is from RefSeq and is a predicted model, not a curated record. Gene Ontology annotation, cellular component: heterotrimeric G-protein complex. Gene Ontology annotation, molecular function: G-protein beta/gamma-subunit complex binding; guanyl nucleotide binding; G protein-coupled receptor binding. Lineage: Eukaryota; Metazoa; Chordata; Mammalia; Carnivora; Mustelidae. The coding region runs from base 16 to 1140 and encodes 374 amino acids. The transcript is spliced from 7 exons.
GCUGAGACCCCCGCCAUGGCCCGCUCGCUGACCUGGCGCUGCUGCCCGUGGUGCCUGACGGAGGAUGAGAAGGCGGCCGCCCGCAUCGACCAGGAGAUCAACAGGAUCCUCCUGGAGCAGAAGAAACGGGACCGUGGGGAGCUGAAGCUCUUGCUGCUGGGGCCCGGCGAGAGCGGGAAGAGCACGUUCAUCAAGCAGAUGCGGAUCAUCCACGGGGCGGGCUACUCGGAGGAGGACCGCAAGGGCUUCCGGCCCCUCGUCUACCAGAACAUCUUCGUCUCCAUGCGGGCCAUGAUCGAGGCCAUGGACCGGCUGCAGAUCCCGUUCAGCAGGCCUGAGAGCAGCCACUAUGCCGGUGUGGUCAUGAGCCAGGACCCCUACAAGGUGACCACUUUCGAGAAGCACUACGCCGUGGCCAUGCAGUGGCUGUGGAGCGACGCCGGCAUCCGGGCGUGCUACGAGCGCCGCCGAGAGUUCCACCUGCUUGAUUCGGCGGUGUACUACCUGUCCCACCUGGAGCGCAUCACUGAGGAGGGCUACAUCCCCACAGCCCAGGACGUGCUCCGAAGCCGCAUGCCUACCACUGGCAUCAAUGAGUACUGCUUCUCCGUGCAGAAGACCAACCUGCGGAUUGUGGACGUCGGGGGCCAGAAGUCAGAACGCAAGAAGUGGAUCCACUGCUUCGAGAACGUGAUCGCCCUCAUCUACCUGGCCUCGCUGAGUGAAUACGACCAGUGUCUGGAGGAGAACAACCAGGAGAACCGAAUGAAGGAGAGCCUGGCCCUGUUCGGCACCAUCCUGGAACUGCCCUGGUUCAAAAGCACAUCUGUCAUCCUCUUCCUCAACAAAACUGACAUCCUCGAGGAGAAGAUCCCCACCUCCCACCUGGCCACCUACUUCCCCAGUUUCCAGGGCCCGAAGCAGGACGCGGAGGCAGCCAAGAGGUUCAUCCUGGACAUGUACACCGGCAUGUACGCGGGCUGCGUGGACGGCGCGGACGGGAGCAGGAGGGGGCCGCGCUCCCGGCGCCUCUUCAGCCACUACACGUGCGCCACGGACACGCAGAACAUCCGCAAGGUCUUCAAGGACGUGCGGGACUCGGUCCUGGCCCGCUACCUGGACGAGAUCAACCUGCUGUGA